AUGGCUGAUGAUGAAAAGGGUGCUACAUUUUCGUUGAGAGUGAUGAUCAACAAAGAGAGAACUAAGGUACUAUUUGCAGACUCCGACAGCCAUUUCGCAGACAUUUUGUUAAGCUUCUUGAGUUUGCCGUUGGGAAGAAUUGUCAAAGUCCUCGAGAAGCACUAUGGAGACGAGCUGCCUACCAUUGGUAGCUUAAGCAGUUUGUACCGUAGCUUAGUAAAUCUCGACAGUUCCUAUUUCUGGACAAACGGGGCUAAGCAGACUCUGCUCAAUCCAGCAAGUUCAUCCGAAGCUGAAUACCAAAGGCUGAAACUCGACAUCACUGAUUUUCAGCCUGCUGAAUAUUUCAAGUGUAGUAAAUAUCCCUACUAUCACUCUCAGUCUUAUGGAUUUCGUAGCGUAAGCAUCUACUAUGAUGAUGUCAUCAUGUGCAAACUUUGCAUGCAUGAUAGUAUGAUUAAAGAAGUAGUUAAGAAAGGGUCUGAAGCUGCUGCAUCUAGAGAAGGAGUUUUCACCAUGAAUACAUCAUCUUUCAUAAUCUCUGAUGAUCUCCACAUAUUCCCAAGUGAAACAGGACUCUUAGAAAUCAUUAGCUUUCUUGGCAUUACAGACAUGGAUAAUGCCAAGCAAAUCAAAGUGGAUUUGGGCUUCAAUGAGGCAUCCUUGACGUCCCCAACUCCAUUGUCGGACAUCAUCCUAAAUAAAACAACAAAGAUUUACCCUACACUCACGUGCACGGUGUCUCAACAACAAAUUGCAAAGGAAGAGAAUACCAAUAGCUCUACCAAUUUCAGUUUGAAAGUGAUGAUACAACUAUCUACUGGUAAGGUAGUGUAUGCUCAAGCUAAUAAACAGUUUGUAGAGUUUCUGUUUAGUUUUCUCUACAUCCCACUUGGAGGAGUUGAGCAUCUUCUUGCCGGUAGCGAAUGUGUUAAGGCUAUAGACAACUUGUACUGGAACACAUCCAACUUCAUAGAUAGCAAGCAUUUCAUUACCCCGGAUACGAAAAAGAGACUAAUGACUCCCAUUCUACCUCAUGGCUACAUUUCGAAAGACUACAUUUUCCCCCUCACUGAAGAAUCCUUGCCUGCUGACUAUGAUAAUAUAUUGAUGUUUUCUUCUGUCAAGUUUCCCAAUGGGCAGGGAAGUUAUCUUAAAGGAUCUCCAACUUAUCACGUGGCCGAUGAUUUAACUGUUACGCCUUUCUGCUUUGCCUCGACACUUUCCUCUCUUAAACAGCAGAAAAUCUCGAUAUCUGAUGUCAAAGAAGUGGAGAUACAAAUAGGGCUGAAAGAGGCUUGUAGCAUAUUGAAAGCCUCUCUUACUUCUGCUACUGCUCUCACUGAUGCUCUGAAGACUCGCAAAUCACUCAAACGACCUAAGAGAGAAAAAGUCUGA
Molecule: messenger RNA, 1398 nt
Organism: Salvia miltiorrhiza (redroot sage)
Lineage: Eukaryota; Viridiplantae; Streptophyta; Magnoliopsida; Lamiales; Lamiaceae
Exons: 3
Coding region: 1-1398 (465 amino acids)
Source: RefSeq, a predicted model, not a curated record